AUGGAGACGAUACGACGCGCGGAGAUGGCGUGCGGGGGCCCGUCGACGCCGCCGACGAAGGAGGAGAGGGAGGCGCGCGCGGCGAAGAAGACGGACGCCAACAAAGCCGUCGCGGCGAAGCGUCUCGCCGCCGCGAUGGGCGGCGGGUUCAAGAAGAGCGGUCGCGACGUCGAGGAGAGGAAGCGCGCGAAGAGCGGCGGGAGCGGCGUGACGUACAAGUACAACGAGGGGUUCACGAACGCGGUGCGACGCGUCGUGUUCAUGCGCGACUUGUUGUGA
Molecule: messenger RNA, 279 nt
Organism: Micromonas pusilla CCMP1545
Lineage: Eukaryota; Viridiplantae; Chlorophyta; Mamiellophyceae; Mamiellales; Mamiellaceae
Exons: 1
Coding region: 1-279 (92 amino acids)
Source: RefSeq, a predicted model, not a curated record